This is a messenger RNA of Cynara cardunculus var. scolymus (artichoke), 769 nucleotides long. Its product is annotated as transmembrane emp24 domain-containing protein p24delta9-like. Bases 125 to 769 code for a protein of 214 amino acids. The record is from RefSeq and is a predicted model, not a curated record. Gene Ontology annotation, biological process: endoplasmic reticulum to Golgi vesicle-mediated transport; Golgi organization; intracellular protein transport. Gene Ontology annotation, cellular component: Golgi apparatus; endoplasmic reticulum; endoplasmic reticulum-Golgi intermediate compartment. Lineage: Eukaryota; Viridiplantae; Streptophyta; Magnoliopsida; Asterales; Asteraceae. The transcript is spliced from 4 exons.
AUGCCAUACAAGAUUCAGUUCCUUGAUAAUCGUCAAAUUUGGACAAGGAGAAUAAGCGAAAAAACUGAUCUAUGCUUUCGCCAAAUCUAGGGUUCUUAUUUUAUUUUCCCCCCAAAAUUCAAGAAUGUGGAGAUCGAGAAACAUAGCAACAAUUCUGGUGAUGAUAUUAGGGUUAGCUUCAACAACCGUGAAGGGGAUGAGAUUCGAUUUAAGAUCAGGAGCCACAAAAUGCAUAACCGAGGACAUCAGACUUAACGCCAUGACCGUCGGCAAGUAUAGCAUCGUCAACCCUGUCGAAGGCUUUUCUUUGCCUGAAGAGGAUCGCGUCACUGUCAGGGUAACUUCACCGCUUGGGAACAAUUAUCAUUAUGCAGAUCGUAAAGCGUCGGGUAGUUUUGCAUUUACUGCCGGUGAGGCUGGUGAUUACAUGGCAUGUUUCUGGGCGGCUAAGCAAUCCCCGACCAAAAUAAUGUCAAUUGACUUCGAGUGGAAAUCGGGAUUGGCUGCAAAAGAUUGGUCUAAAGUGGCUAAAAAGGGACAGGUUGAAAUGAUGGAACUUGAAUUGAGGAAAUUGUAUGAUACGGUCACCACCGUUCACGAAGAGAUGUUCAGUCUUCGUGAGAGGGAGGAAGAGAUGCAAGAUCUAAUAAGAUCAACUAGUUCGACGAUGGCAACUUUCACUUUUUUCUCUCUUGUAAUCUGCUUAUCUGUGGCUGGUCUGCAGCUAUGGCAUUUGAAGUCAUUUUUCCAGAGGAAGAAGCUCAUUUAG